Molecule: messenger RNA, 2246 nt
Organism: Contarinia nasturtii (swede midge)
Lineage: Eukaryota; Metazoa; Arthropoda; Insecta; Diptera; Cecidomyiidae
Product: venom serine carboxypeptidase-like
Exons: 4
Coding region: 173-1666 (497 amino acids)
Biological process (GO): proteolysis
Molecular function (GO): serine-type carboxypeptidase activity
Source: RefSeq, a predicted model, not a curated record
UGUAUCUCUUUCUCAUACUGUCACACAAGAAUAGAUGCAACGCAAAAAAUGAAAGCGACAAAAAGACAUGCUGUAGUUCGUAUUGCUUUUUCAUUCUCAGCGAUUGUUAGAUCAGAUAGUCAUCUGUGUUUUUGAAUAUUAAAAAAGAACAAAUUACAGUAUUUUAUGCAAAAUGCGUUCACUACUGUUAAUUAUCAGUAUCACGGUAGUAGUUAAUGUUAUCCGUGGAACAUUUAUAAAUCGAUAUCCACGAUAUAAAUCAUAUAGUGAUGGUGGCGAUCCUGGACAGGCGUUGUAUUUAACAAAAUAUAUCGAAAAUGGAGACAUUGAUACGGCACGUAAAUUGGCGUUUGUCAUCCACCCUGAAAUAACGAUACCAAACUAUGCUGGCUAUUUUACCGUUGACAAAAAAUACAAUUCGAAUCUGUUCUUCUGGUUUUUCCCCGCUAAAGUGAAUACAGAUAAGGCUCCCGUUCUUUUAUGGCUUCAAGGUGGGCCCGGUGCAUCGUCUUUAUUUGGACUGUUCACCGAAAAUGGUCCAUACAGCAUUAGCACAAAUCAAGAACAAAAAAAAUUCACGUGGCAUAGUGUAUUUGGAUUUUUCACUAGAAAUUUCCAACGCCGAUCGUCAGAAAAGUUGAUACCGCGAACAUAUUCAUGGCAUCUGCAUCACAACCUUAUUUACAUCGAUAACCCGGUUGGCACGGGAUUUAGUUUCACUGAUUCGGAUGAGGGAUAUGCAAAAAAUGAAGUUAACGUCGGUGAAAAUUUGUUAUGUGCUCUACAACAAUUCUUCUUGCUAUUUCCAAAUUUGCAAAAGAAUGAAUUCUUUGCAUCAGGAGAGUCUUACGGUGGAAAAUACGUUCCAGCUAUUGCAUAUGCCAUUUAUCAAGAUAGUAAGCGACAAGAUAAUGAUCCAUUAAAACCAAAAAUCAAUUUGAAAGGUCUUGCCAUCGGGAACGGAUUCACUGACCCCAUUCAUCAGUUUAAUUACGGUGAUCAUUUAUAUCACUUGGGAUUGAUCGAUUCAAAUGGGCACGAACAAUUUAUGCAGUAUCAAAAUCAGGGCAUCGAUUGCAUUAAAAAUCAUGACUUUGCUUGCGCUUAUGAUGUUUUCGAAAAACUACUCGAUGACAUGGACCAAUAUCCACAAGGGUCAUUGUUUACAAAUUUGACCGGAUUCCAUUCGUUCUACAAUUUUCUGAAAACCGAUGAUAAUUUUGUGGCAUCACUGGGAGAUUUUCUGCAGAAAAGCGAAACACGUCGGGCAAUUCACGUUGGCAGUAAUAAAUUUAAUGAUUUAAUUGGUGAAAAUAAAGUUGAUCAUCAUUUGAAACUGGACAUUAUGGAUAGCGUUGCUGACUGGGUGGCCGAACUACUUUCACAUUAUCCAAUAUUGGUGUACAAUGGCCAGUUGGAUAUUAUUGUUGCAUAUCCAUUGACGGAAAACUACUUGAAGAAUCUCAAUUUCAGUGCUGCCGAAGAAUAUAAAACAGCGAAGCGUCAUAUUUGGCGUGUGAACAACGAAAUUGCCGGUUAUGUGAAACAUGCAGGCAAUUUAACGGAGGUUUUAGUUCGUAAUUCUGGUCAUAUGGCUCCUGGCGAUCAACCAAAGUGGGUGCUUGACAUGCUUUUGCGUUUUACCUAUCAUAAAGGUUUCCAAUGAUGUGAACAUCUUUAAUUAUAUUUGUUGAAAUUUUAUUUUAUUAAUAUUUUAUGAAUUUUAUACAUUUUUAUCUUUGAUGUAAGCUAACUCAGUCAUUCAUAACGAAAAAGGAAAAUAGUACAGUUGAAAUAUUAUUGACUUAUUUUCGAUUGCGAACUGCCAAUAAGUCGUAAUUUAUUUUAUUUUAUUUUAUAUAUACAAGUUAAAGCUAAACAUGCUGUGAUUAUGCGAUGAAACGAAACUUAAAAACAUGCGUUUCUGUUUAAUAUAACAUAAAAUGUUGAAUGCCAUUUACAACCGCAAGAAAUAUUUUUUAUUUGAAUUUCAAUAUAUUUUAUCUGAAGUCAAUACAAAAUAAGGAACUUGUGAGAUUACUAAUUAAUCAAUGUAUUAAGCAAAAUAAACAACAAAUCAUUUAAUAAACUAACAUGGGCAUUAUGUAAAUCAGUUCAAUAACGUCACAGCCACCAUAUACCGCGAACCAUGACUUGUCACAUUUAUAUGAGAUUGUAUUCUAUUUCGUUCAUUUUUGGUCGAUUUCGUUUUAUAUCAUUUUUUUCUCGACUUUUUUUUUACGUGA